Messenger RNA from Lingula anatina, 4140 nucleotides. Its product is annotated as mediator of RNA polymerase II transcription subunit 16-like. Gene Ontology annotation, cellular component: mediator complex. Lineage: Eukaryota; Metazoa; Brachiopoda; Lingulata; Lingulida; Lingulidae. Gene Ontology annotation, biological process: positive regulation of DNA-templated transcription. The record is from RefSeq and is a predicted model, not a curated record.
UCAUGGCAAAAUAUUUUCCUUAUAUUCAUCUCCAAAGUAACUUUCUGAAAAUUAUUAAGCAUUGAAAUGUUUUUCUUUCUUUUUAAAAUUUUAUCAGACCUUUAAAUUGUUAUGUCAGAUAAAAACUUAUAGGCCUAUAGUCAUGCAGGUUCUCUGAUUUCACAAUUUUAGAAAUGUUUUAGCCGUCACUUUUCAGCAAAAUAAUAAAUACAUCAUUAACUAGCAAAAAUAUCUAAAAGAGACAAUCACGAUGCCAUUUGAUUGAUGAUACAUAUAAGAUCAAGUGACUGAUUCUCAAAACGAAGACAAGGAAGAAACGGGAGGAAAUACCAUCGAUAUGCAUUUCGGCGCCGAGUAAAACCAAAUGACAUCGAGUGUUUCCGAUAAGGUAAGUGCUCUCACGUCAUGCUCUUUAUUUCACAUUUUAUUCAGUCUGAUUCUUUAACCCCAUGGAUAAUUAAGUAAUUGAAAUGGCAUGUCAAUAUAACAAUUAAUAGGGCACAUACAAAAACUACAGUGUAGUACUCAUAUUAUAUGACAAUUUACCGAUGACAGGUGCCCGGAUUAAAUAUCAUUUUUGUUGUAUGAAAGAGACAGUCAGCGCUUAGAAAUGUCGAUAACCGUGUAGAGUCUGUGAUGUCCAUUUCCAACGUGGGAAAAUGCUACGGGUAAACUGGUUGAAUCUCUUUCUGGCGAGCCAUGCCUGCACUGUUACCAGUUGUUUCUUGAGUUGAUCACCGUGACCGCUAGAUGAAUAGUACACACCGAACCGAUAAUAGGCCUAUUUACAAAAAGGGGGAAAACGCAUUUGUGUGAAAAGAAAGAAAGGAAAAUAGUUGGCUUUGAAUUAGUGAAAUAUAACUUAAUAUGUGCGUCUACUGUGUGGUUACUGGUAGCCUACUACCUGCAUUAGGGUUAAUUGCCAACCUAUAAGGCCUAGUCUUGGAUUUUCCACUUUCCUUCCUUUAUCUAUCUGCUAAUUUUGUAAUUCUGUCUAAGAAAACAAAGUCAAUCAACAAUGAAUUAUUAUGUUCCAAUGGACCUUUUUAUCAAAAUUAUCUCUUCUUGUUACGUUUCAGUUAUUUUAAAAAUUUACUUAAAAUUCCUUGAAUAAACUGUCAGCUUUAAUAAGACUCUCGCAAAGAACAAAAUCUCGCGAGAGUUAAAUCCAACAUGGUUGCCUUAGGUUAGCCGGCAAUUUUGCCGACGUAUAUUUCUAAAUUUUACAUCAAUUCUCCGUCAAAGAUGGAGUUGAUAUAUAGUGUAUCGGGUUCGUCCACCAGGAAACCAAUUUAUGGCCAUAUGCCACGUUCCAUAUGCACGUUUUCAUGCCGGAACGCGGUUGCUUUUACCAGCACACAGGCACUAGACGAGGCUGCGGAGCUGGGCAAGGACAAAGACGAUCUGCUUAUGCAGGAAAAACAAGACAGACCCAUGUCAUUUGAACACCAGUAUCAUGUGUAUGUGUAUGAUGUGGAGAAACCCUGGGAGGUGUUUGAAGUGACCAGACUGGAUGAGGCUGUCCAGCAGUUACACUGGGACAGUAGUGGCUCAAGACUGCUGGUCAUUGACAGACUGGGCAAUACAGCCAUAUGGAAAAUGAAGGAUUAUUUAAUGAACAACUGGGAGCUCUGUCACCAGUCCAGUGUAGAGGGGGAAGAGUUCCUGUGCGCCGCGUGGCUCCACACGGGAAUCAUGGUCCGUUACGACCUGGACAAGAGGGAGAGCUAUCUGUAUGAUGGAAAAUUCACCCGUAUUUCCUUCUCUCCCUCGUUGUGCCAGUUUGGUGGGAAAGCCACUGAUGGCUGGAUAGGAGUCACUGCUACUGGAUUGGUCUGUGUUGGUGUACCAGGUAGUGAACAAGGAAUGACAGUUGUCAGAAAUGGCCUGUCACAAGUACGUAGCAGGUACCAGCUAGCAGCCCUGGCUUUCUCCAGCAAUGGGAACAUCAUUGUGGCAUGCAGUGAUGGCAACAUUGCCUCCUGUAUACAGUGCUUUACAGUGACAGUGACAAUAGACAGCAACAGCACGUGCAGUAUACAGAGCAAUCCGCAUGCCAGUUUUUUCGUGCAUGCUCACACGGACCCCCAGUACAAAGACUCCCCCUUUGCCAGGAUUUCACACUUGGAUUUCACAUCACGAGAGGACAGUGACACCAUCUUGGUUUGGUCGGAGACAGAUCAGUUGUCCUGCAUGGAGAGCUGGCACCUCCAGGAGCAGGCUGUAGGCUUGCACAAAUUCUUUCAGGGCAAUCUCAACACAGACACUCGGCAACCAUUCAAAUUGCUGAAGUGGGUUCUGAGGUCUAAUCUUUCCCACUCCAGUCCAGUGUCAAGUGUGGCCAUGCCAAGGUACCCCAGCGCCCUGACAAAACCAGAGUCCAACCCCCUCCUCCCCAAGUGCAUCUUGAUCGCCUUCAGAGAUGGCACAGUCAAAAUGGUGAACUCGUACACAUUUGGCAUCAUAGCGUCAUUUAAUUUGGAGACUGUGAGGCAUUCUUCUUAUACAGUAACUGGUUUUCCUGAGAAGAGGAGAAGAGCCAGCCUCCAUGCUGUGUGCAUCGAGCAGAGCUAUACAGGUUCAGUGGCCCUGUUGAUGGAUUCUCAGGACCAGAUGUACAUGUUGAAGUUGUUGAACACGCGUGACCCGGCCAUGCAGGCGCCUCUAUCGCAUAUCACGUCGCUGUUUGAGUACGUGCUGUUGACAGGCCGUGACUGGUGGGAUGUGCUGGCUGUGGUGAAACCUGGAAGUAUAGACACAGUGAUCCAGCGUCUGUCAGAUGACUACAUGAAGCAGCCCAACCACAUGCAGGAGCUGCUGAAGACCCGAUUCCUUGCCCUGAAAGCUGCUCUGUAUAAACACUCCAGUGGAGGGCAGGGGAAGGCUGGAGACUGUCACACCAAGCUGCUGCUGUUCUCCAUCUCUACAGCAUUCAAGUCCAUACUGAGACCUAAAGCACUCGGUUCACAGGACAAGAGUCCAGCAGAGAGGCUAGCUGCCUCGUGCAGUAAGGUCAUGGAGCCUGACCUUGACAAGGUCAUGAUGAGCCUCAAUGUGGAAAACAAGGACUAUGUGGUAGAGCCAGCCACUCUCCAGUCCUUACAGCCCCUCAUCCAGUGGGUUGCCGACUUCAGCCUGUCCUUACUGGCCUCUCUGGCUCUGUACCAGACAUACCCUGGCCACCCCGGGGCCACCAUCAUUCACGACCCUGUGGCAAUCAACACACUGCGGGAACUCCUCGUGAUCUUCAGGGUGUGGGGACUCAUCAGCAGCAGCUGUCUGCCGCACUUCAUCACCACGGCGUCCAACCUGGACUGUCUGGCCCUGCUGUUUAAGCUCCUGACUAAGCUUUGGGGCAUUUGUAAGGACGGCGGGAACGCCGAAUAUGACGAGGCUUUGGUGGAUGAGUGUUGCUCCCUUCCCAGCCAGUUAAUGGUGCCAUGUGUUGAGCAGCAUGUUAUAAUGUCGUCACCCAUGGCUUUACAGCUUGCUCUACAGCACCCACAGAGAUUUAUCAUAAACCAUCCGCCAGAGGGUGCUCACAAACCCAACUUGGUCUCGUCUUGGACUGAGGGACAGUAUCACACCAACGCCUUGCGUGAUGUUGUAAGGCAGAUUUUCAUUGGUUCGUCACCGGCUGAAGAUGUUCGGCGGUGUCUGCGGUGUGGUAGUCUGUCUCUGUUGAGGAGUACCAGUAAGACCGCGGCCAUGAAGGCGUGGGACCAGCGCUGGUCUAAGAUGUGUCUGUGUGGAGGACACUGGAAGCUGGAUUACGCAGACGACAGCAGUUGAGAUGAAGAGUUAUGAGUAUAAUAUUUCUACACUUUCGCCUCAUGAGAGAAACAUAGUUACAUUGAAUAUUCGAGUAAACGUUCGAAUAACUGAUCAUAAGCAAAUAAUGAUAAUUGUGAUAAAACAUCAUUUGCUUGUUUUAUUUUGCCAGAUUAUUCGUCAGUGAAAAUUCAGUCUGUCAUCUGACAUUAGUGGCUUUUCACAAAGCCUUCUUGUCUAAAGUUGAAUUCAAUGGAAAUACGAGAUAUAAGAUAUUUUCCCAGUUCCAGUGAUUCUUCGUCAUCGGUCUCUGUUCUCUUGGAUUGUAUAUUGUACAGUAUAUCAAUGUAAAUAAAUUUAUAUAUCGUG